Messenger RNA from Lathyrus oleraceus (garden pea), 1957 nucleotides. RefSeq lists its product as uncharacterized. The coding region runs from base 175 to 1671 and encodes 498 amino acids. The transcript has a single exon. The record is from RefSeq and is a predicted model, not a curated record. Gene Ontology annotation, molecular function: protein binding. NCBI's taxonomy places the organism in Eukaryota, Viridiplantae, Streptophyta, Magnoliopsida, Fabales, Fabaceae.
CUCUUUUCCUCUCACAUCACAAUCUUCAUUUCACGCCGUUUUUUCCUUCCUCUCCAUUCCACUCCACUCUCAAUUUUCACUCUUCCAAAUUCAUUCAUUGCAAAUUUCAUCCUCCAAACCCUAGAUCCUAAAUUUCCCCCAAUUAAACCCUAAUUCUCAUCAUCACCUUCAUCAAUGGAGAAUCAUUACUCUUCGCAUCCCAAUUCGCGUGAUUCCUCACCUACCUCUCGCGAAUUGCUCGAAAUCGAUCACCGUUCAUCGUUCGAUGAACCACCUCCUUCCAACACCAAGAGAGUCAAACUCAUCUGUAGCUUCGGUGGAAAAAUUCAACCCAGGCCUCACGACGGUCACUUCUCGUACAUCGGAGGUGACACCAAAAUCCUCGCCGUCGAUCGUAACGUCAAGUUAUCACACCUCAUUGGUAAGCUCACUGCAAUGGCGGAUUCUGAUGUCUGUUUCAAAUAUCAACUCCCUGGUGAAGAUCUCGAUGCUUUGAUCUCGGUAUGCAAUGAAGACGAUCUCGAUUAUAUGAUGAUCGAGUACGAUCGUAUGUGUCGCGCUUCACCUAAGCCUGCAAGGUUGAGGCUCUUCCUCUUUCCUUCCCCUGUCAAGAACCACAGCAGCAAUGCAUCUUUCGAUUCUACCAAUUCCGCUAUGAAUCUCGCCGCUGCGGAGGAUUCCAAAUCGGAAGGUAAGUGGUUCGUCGACGCUCUCAAUUCCGUUUCCGUUCCGGCGAUGGAAGAUUCUUUUCCACCUCCUCCGCCGCCAGAGAUGAAUCCUGAUUAUCUAUUUGGAUUGGAUAAACCGUAUUCCCCGUCUCCCGAGGCCAAACAGACGGAAGUCCCGGAGACUGUUCCGGAUUUUGCUUCGAAGGAUACAGAAUGUGAGUCCGAGACGGUUAGAGAAACCGAGAUUCAGGAAAUGAAGAGAAUGCAGACUGUGAAUGAUCAUCAGCAAAUGAAUUUUAACGGAGAAAACGGCAGAGUUAACGGCUGUGUUGUUUACUCUCAGGAAAACACGGAAACCGAGAUGCCGUUAGUUACUACUCCACCAUUUCAAGCUGUGAAUGAUGAACAGAAAAUAAAUUCUGACGGAGAAAACAGCAGAGUUAACGGCGGUGUUGACAGUUACUCUCAGGAAAACACGGAAACUGAGAUGCCGUUAGUUACUACUCCACCAGCUGAAGCUGUGAAUGAUGAACAGCAAAUGAAUCUUGACGGAGAAAACGGCGGAGUUAACGGUUAUGCUGACUGUUACACUCAGGAAAACACGGAAACCGAGAUGCCGUUAGUUACAGCUGUACCUGUUCAAGCUCCAGCUCCGGUUCAUUCAGGUUCGGUUCAAUUUCAAGCUCCUGGACCGGCUUCGGUUCAGUCAUCAUUUUCUCCUAUGAUACCGAAUGUGGUUAGUGCUUACUCGACGGGAUAUCUUAAUGAACCAAUACCGGUUUAUCUGAUUCAAACACGUUCAGGAUUGUACCAAGCAGUGAGGCCAGUCAUUGGACCAACCGGUCAACCGGUUUAUUUUGCAUAUACACAGAUUGGGAACGAGUUUGGUUACAAUGGAUCAGGGGUGCCUGGCAUGGUUUCCGAGCGUGGCUAUUCUAAUGGUUCGUACGGGCAAGCUUUUCAAUCUCAGGCGGCGGUUGCCGGUGUUGACAGCUGGAAUUGACGGCGGGAGGAUGCUGUUUCUGGGUGAAAUAUACUACUGCAUAUAGAGUCAUUCAUUGUUAUUAAAUAAAAGAAAUCAUUAGUGUGUUUUUUUUUCGGUGGAUUUUUUUUUUGUUUUGCUUUUUUUUAUUAUUUGGAAUAUUGGUUUUAAGAACAUUGAUUCUUGUUCAUAGGUGCAUAUUCGAAAGGAUUCUGAAUUUGUUUUUGAGUGUAGUUAAUUAGUUUCUUGAUUCUCAUUCAUUAGUAUAUUUUCAUUAAACAAAAAAAAAGUUUAUUGCUUUAUUUUA